AUGACUCUUAUCAGUAAUAAUUCAUUCUCUGGUAUGGACAAAACCAUCUCUGAUACUGCUGUCUCAACUGGAAAUUCAUCGAUUGAUUCCGAAAACCAAGAGCAAUGUUUUGGUUGGGGUAGAAGAAGAACUACCACUGUUAUCUUUGGUGAUGUUAAUGUCUUUGGUGGUAAUCGUUGUGGUGGAGGUUGUUGUGGAGGUUUUGGUUUUUAA
Messenger RNA from Heterostelium album PN500, 213 nucleotides. RefSeq lists its product as uncharacterized. The transcript is spliced from 2 exons. Lineage: Eukaryota; Evosea; Eumycetozoa; Acytosteliales; Acytosteliaceae. The record is from RefSeq and is a predicted model, not a curated record. Bases 1 to 213 code for a protein of 70 amino acids.